GCCUCUGCCCCCGCAGGGGGAUGGCGGCGGUGCGGGGCUACUGGAGCAGCCUGCAUCCGCUGCAGAAGGUCGCCGUGCUGCUGGGGCUCCCGGCCGGCACCACCGUGCUCUACAUCCUGUACCGCCGGUACCGGGAGAGCCGAGAGGAGCAUGAGACCUUCGUAGGGGACGAGGAGCUGGAAAUGGAGAUGCGGGUGCCCAGCGCCGCCCUCAAGGCCAUCAUCGGCCGGAAGGGAGCCACCAUCCGGAAGCUGCGGCAGGAGACGGGAGCUCGCAUCGAAGUGGAGGAAGAGGAGGAGGGCGAGGAGGCGGCGCUGCGCAUCUCAGGCUCGCCGGUCCAAGUGUGCCGGAUGAAAGCCGCCGUGCACCAGAUCGUGGCGGAGAGCACGCCGGUGGCAGAGCGGCUCUACGUGCCGCGGAGAGCCGUCGGCAGGAUUAUUGGUUGUGGAGGGGAGACGGUGCGGGGCAUCUGCCGCAGCUCGGGGGCACGGGUGCUUUGUGAGCGGGAGGCCGACACCAGCCUCUGCCCCAUGAGGGGCAUCCAGCUCUCGGGGACGCGGAAGGAGGUGGAGGCCGCUAAGAAACUCAUCCUGGAGAAGCUGAUGGAAGACAAUGCGCUCCGGAUGGAGCUGGCGCAGGCGGCGGUGGCGCGGUGCCAGCGCAAGGCACUGCUGGGCAGCCGCCGGGAGCUGGAGCCGCUGCCCAAUGGGGCACCAGAGCACAGGGAGGAGCAGGAGGGCUUGCCCUGGGGUGAAGAUUUGCUCAGCUUGAUGCCCUCUGAGGAGGUGGUGGAGCAGGAGGCUGAGAGCGAGGAGCUGGAGGAGCCCAGUGUCCCCAUGCCCAAAUUUGAGGUUCCCAGCCCUGAUUUUGCCUUCGAUGCCGACGAACACCUCGAGGUUUACGUCUCAGCCGCCGAAAGCCCCGACCGGUUCUGGAUGCAGCUGGUGGGGCAGCGCAGUCUGCAGCUGGACAAGCUGAUGGCCAAGAUGCGCCUGUACUACCAGCACCACAGCACCACGGCAGUGCUCUCCGAUGUGCAGCCCGGUGACAUCGUGGCCGCUCCUUUUGCCGCUGAUGGCAACUGGUACCGCGCGCGUGUGGUGGGCCUGCAGGACAACGGCAACCUGGGCCUGCACUACGCGGACUUCGGGGACAGCGGCGAGGCCCCUCGCCAGGCACUGUGUGCCCUGCGGAGCGACUUCCUGAGCCUGCCAUUCCAGGCUGUGGAGUGCGGCCUGGCUGGUGUUGUGCCUGCUGGUGCCGAUUGGGAGCCGGCGGCACUCGACGCCUUCGCAGAGCUCUCGCACUGUGCCAUGUGGGAGCCGCUGCUCGCCCGCAUCGUCAGCUACGGUCCAACAGCGCCGUGCCCGCGGCCCCGCGUCCAGCUCUUUGCCAUGCACGGCGGUGUGAGCCUGGAUGUAGGCACCGAGCUGGUGCGGUUGGGCCAUGCCAUGCCCCAGCUCUGCCAUGGAGAGGAGGAGGAGGAACAGCAGCAAGCCCCGGUGCCACCGGUGAGCGCCAGCGGAGCUGCGGAGCCCGAGGAGCCCAAACCUGCUCCCGUCCCCCCGUGCCCUGCGCAGGGGAUGGCAGCGUGACGCUGAGAGCUCCCGGUGCCGCUGUGCUGGCACAGCCGUUACCGGUCGCGUUCUCCCUGGUCCCCG
Molecule: messenger RNA, 1661 nt
Organism: Neopsephotus bourkii (Bourke's parrot)
Lineage: Eukaryota; Metazoa; Chordata; Aves; Psittaciformes; Psittacidae
Gene: TDRKH
Product: tudor and KH domain containing
Exons: 10
Coding region: 21-1595 (524 amino acids)
Biological process (GO): spermatogenesis
Molecular function (GO): RNA binding
Source: RefSeq, a predicted model, not a curated record